CACAGAACCAGAACGUAAAAGAAUAUUGCAACGCACGUCAUAUUCACGGUUGAGCUAAGCGCGCCGCCACGCAUUUAAUUAAAAUAAAAGAUAUAGCGUAUUGAUUGCUAAAACGUUAACCAAACGCUAUCUAAAAUGGCCACACCAGAACACGAUAACGUUUUUAUUUUCGUGCCCAAUUUAAUUGGUUAUGCGCGAAUCGUUUUGGCACUCAUUGCGUUUUGGUUUAUGUCAACGAACUACGUGAUCGCCGGGUGGUGUUAUAUAAUAAGUGCACUGCUGGAUGCAGUUGAUGGCCAUGCAGCGCGCGCCUUUAAUCAAAGCACUCGGUUUGGCGCAAUGCUGGAUCAAUUGACGGAUCGCUGUGGCACUACAGGUCUACUGGUCACCCUGGCCUAUUUCUAUCCCAAGUAUAUGUUCUGGUUCCAGCUGUCCAUCGCUAUUGAUGUUGCCUGCCAUUGGCUCUACAUGCAAACAAGCGUUGUGGUUGGACGCGUAUCGCACAAGGUCAAUGAUAACUUUGUUAUGCGCAUCUAUUACCAAAAGGAUGUGCUGACCUUCAUGUGCUGCGUCAAUGAGCUCUUCUAUGUUUGUUUGUAUUUAUUGCAUUUUACAUACGGACCGUUGAUACUCGGUGCUUCACUGUUCAAAAUAUUGGCUUUCCUUACCGCGCCAUUUGCGGUAAUUAAGGCUUUGAUCUCUGUUAUGCAUGCUUAUGUAGCUGGCGCUGACUUGGCCGCUGUGGAUGUGCGCGAGCGACAGGAGAAGCGUCUGAAGGGUGACGGACCAGUUAACGCUGGGAAGAAACUUGAGUAACUUCCAUAAAAUGAAGUGCAGCACUUUUGAUUCCAAAAAACUAAACAAAUCUAAAUAGAAGAAAACAACUACAAAAUAUGUAUGAAAGAAGAACAAGAAAGAAAACUAACUUACUAAUCUUAGUCAAACUUUAGUUAUUUAUAUAUGCGCUAUUGCAAUUGUUGACAUAUUAUUUU
Messenger RNA from Drosophila busckii, 992 nucleotides. RefSeq names its product CDP-diacylglycerol--inositol 3-phosphatidyltransferase (gene Pis). Gene Ontology annotation, cellular component: membrane; Golgi apparatus. NCBI's taxonomy places the organism in Eukaryota, Metazoa, Arthropoda, Insecta, Diptera, Drosophilidae. Gene Ontology annotation, molecular function: CDP-diacylglycerol-inositol 3-phosphatidyltransferase activity. The coding region runs from base 136 to 816 and encodes 226 amino acids. The record is from RefSeq and is a predicted model, not a curated record. Gene Ontology annotation, biological process: phosphatidylinositol biosynthetic process. The transcript has 5 exons.